GUGACGCUAAGGCAGGAAGCCACGCCCACCAGGCGUGCAGCUGCUUCCGGUGUCGGCGUGUGAAGGCAGGUCGGGCGGAGUAGAAGGAAGCUGCUAAGGUGACGUCAGUAAGCAAUGGACAAGCAUUUCCUCCUGCUGAGUCUCAGCCUCUGGGCUCUCUGUGCCCUCUGCAAACCUACUGAGAAAAAGGAUCGUGUGCACCAUGACACCCAGCUCAGUGACAAAGUACAUGACGACUCUCAGAGCUUUGAUUAUGACCAUGAUGCAUUUUUGGGAGCAGACGAAGCCAAGUCAUUCGACCAGCUGACUCCGGAAGAGAGCAAGGAAAGGCUAGGAAUCAUUGUAGCUAAGAUAGACUUGGAUAAGGAUGGGUUUGUGACGGAGGGGGAGCUGACUGCAUGGAUCAAGAAGACCCAAAGAAAAUAUGUGUACGACAACGUCGAGCGCCAGUGGCAGGAGUUUGACAUGAACCAAGAUGGAUUUAUAUCAUGGGAAGAGUACAGAAAUGUCACCUAUGGCACUUACCUGGAUGAUCCUGAUCCUGACAACAGUUUUAAUUACAAACAGAUGCUGGUGAGGGAUGAGCGUCGUUUUAAAAUGGCUGACAAAGAUGGCGAUCUGAUUGCCACAAAAGAGGAAUUUACAGCAUUCCUGCACCCUGAAGAGUAUGAUUAUAUGAAGGAUAUUGUUGUGCUGGAAACAAUGGAAGAUAUCGAUAAAAAUGGAGAUGGAGUGAUUGAUUUGGACGAGUACAUAGGUGAUAUGUAUAACCACGAUGGUGAUGCCAAUGAGCCAGAGUGGGUAAGGACUGAAAGAGAACAGUUUGUAGAGUUUAGAGACAAGAAUCGUGAUGGCAAAAUGGACAAAGAGGAAACCAAGGAUUGGAUCUUACCCUCUGACUAUGACCAUGCUGAGGCUGAAGCUCGCCAUCUUGUUUAUGAAUCUGACGAAAACAAGGAUGGCAAGCUGACACGAGAAGAAAUCGUUGAUAAAUAUGACUUAUUUGUGGGCAGUCAAGCUACAGACUUCGGGGAGGCAUUGGUGAGACAUGACGAGUUCUAAAGAAGAGCAUUGACUCAGCCUUCACUCCUGAGAACAGGAGACUUCUCACCCUUUUCAUGGGCUUCAGAGUGUGCAGCCAGAAUACAAAGGACAAAAGUAAUUUAUUGUAAACGGACUUUUCAAACUUGGGAGAGAAGAUGACGCAAACCUAACUCUGAUUACUCUUUGGAGACCACAUAGACGUUACUUUAUAAAUUCAGAUGCCUCAUAACGGCAAUAACACUAUUCUUCAGUUUUACUGUUUUGUUCUUCACUUUUAUUUUUGUCCUGGGAUAUGCCUGCAGUGUUUAAGAGUUGGAUUCAUUCCACAUUACUGGCAUAUUGUUGGCUCUAAUCUAGCCAUGCUUAACCCCUAUCCUAGAGGCCCACCAAGAGUUCAUUGUUUCCUUCUA
This is a messenger RNA of Nanorana parkeri, 1454 nucleotides long. RefSeq names its product calumenin (gene CALU). Lineage: Eukaryota; Metazoa; Chordata; Amphibia; Anura; Dicroglossidae. The record is from RefSeq and is a predicted model, not a curated record. The transcript has 7 exons. Gene Ontology annotation, cellular component: endoplasmic reticulum. Gene Ontology annotation, molecular function: calcium ion binding. The coding region runs from base 115 to 1062 and encodes 315 amino acids.